AUGAAGAAGCAAUAUUGGGAUAAUCCUCCAGAUUGGUAUGGCAAGAAGAACUACCAAAUCACCGAGGGAGGCAGUUACUCGCUGCGGAAUGGACACCUUCGCAGGAUCCGAAAGAACCGUGUGCUGGUUGUGACCGAUUUGGAUCACACGCUGAUUGGCCACGAGCGAGAUCCUGAGAACAAACUCUUAGAGGAAUUCAAAAACACUUGGCUGGGAGAGUAUGCCCUGAACGGCUCCGCUUUGGCCUACUCUACUGGCCGAAACAAGAGCAUGGCCUUAGACGUGGCAAAGGAACGAGGUUUGCCCAGACCAGAGCUGAUGAUUUGUGGUGUUGGCACCGAAGUCUAUGCGAUCCCACAGACAUUGCCUUUGUUUGAUUGGUGGGAGGCAGGGCAGACUUUGGAGCUGAUGCCUGAAUGGAGGACCAAAGUGCUCAAUGGAUUCGACCGAAAGUAUGUGGAGGACAUCCUCACCGCUGGUUUCCCCAAGUUUGAACUUCGGGGAACUCCUCAGGACGACCCUUACCGAAUCCCCACGGCCUACCAAAUGGAUGGUAACUUUGAUGCUGGCAAGACGACCCUUCAGGAGACCCUGGGAGAGAAGUACCAGGUGAUCUCUUCAGGGCAUGGUGAGUGGAAGCUCAUUGAUAUUUGUUCUGCAGAGGCAGGGAAGGGCAAGGCUUUGGAAUUCGCCCGAAGGGAGCUGAAGUUCGAACCUGGCGAAACCCUUGCGUGCGGGGACAGUGGAAACGAUGAGCUGAUGUUCAGAUGCAAUGGUGGCUAUGGGGUCAUGGUGGCCAACAGCUUGCCGGAACUGGUGGAGGCAAUGACUGGAAACGCUCAGGAGGGCCUGCCCUUGACGCAGGGCAAGACGCAGCACCGGCCCGUUGUAUGCGUUGCAGCACUUUUGGCCCUGAACGCGGCCCGAACGCGUGGACGAAUCCACGGUGCUGCCAACAUCCCAGGCCUGGGCCUUGGCCCCAAAAGUGGGCCAGAGAUGGGUUUUCCCGGCUACAAGUUCUCGGGCGGUGCAUCCCACGCGGAUGGGCCGAGUGGAAGCACUGCCCAAAGCCCGGGCUAUGAGUCUCUGGAAGUUUCCACCUGGGAAGAAGCCACGUUGGUGGCUGUGCUGAGUCUUCUGCUGGACGCCCUGGGUCCGGAGAGCUGUCGCCUGCAAUGCCUCUGCCGCGGCGCACAGCUGGGACGCCUGGAGCUGCGGCAACUCUUCCAGGACUGGAGUGGCGAGCUGUGCUUGGCCAAGUUGACAUCCGAAGAACAGAACGAUGUGGAGCGAACCAUGCGCCGGGCGGUGGCUGUGGCGACGCUGGCUGGGAGGUCAGAGGACCUGUGGCGUCCUGAUGCCGGACGCCCAGCGCUUGUUGUGGCGGCUUGCAGUCGCCCCAAGGCGCGAAGUCAGCAGCUGCUGCGGGCGCUGCUGCAGCAACGCGCGCAGCCGGAGGCCCGUAGUCCUGACGGAUGGAAUGCCUUGAUGUGGUCCGCGCAACGCGGCAACUGUGACGAUUGCCGAUUGUUGCUGGAGGCCCGGGCGUCCGCCAACGCCGUGUCUGCGGACGGCACCUCGCCGUUACUGUGCGCCGUGCGCGCAGAUGUUGCUCCACUGCAGGUGGUGAAGCUGUUGCUGACGUACAAGGCGGACCCUGCCUUGGUUCCAAUGCAAAGUCCCUUCGAUGAGUACGUCGACAUGGACGUGCGAGAAGCAUUAGCGAGUGCCAAAGCGGCAAAGAAUGACAAGAAGAAACCCGAGAAAAACACUUUGAAGGGCUGGGCUCGGAUCCCCGGCGCCUCUUUGGCAGUCGUGUUUCGAGGGUCUUUGUUCUUUCCACGAAUUCCAAGAGCAAGCAGUGAGCUGUGGAAAUGCAAGAAAUUUUGUGCUCAAAAGCAUCCAGUCUGGGUUAGAAGUUCGCCUCUGUGCAUCAUGCCUUCCAAAGCUUGCUCCGUGGCAAUUGCCGGUGUCGGUGCCUAUGCGGCUGCCCAGGCAUUCUUGGCCCCUUCCGUGGGCCCACAGGUGAACCAGCAACAGGUGCGCAACUUGCGUCAGCAGCCAGCGGCCACAGAGUCGUCCUCUGCUGCUGCAGGUGCUUUGACCCUGGGUGUUGCCGGUGUGGCAGUUGCGUCGGCCGCACAGGUCGGAAAGCGCACAGCACGCCGUUCCCAGGUGGUGCGCCAGGCCACUGCCGUGGCAGAGAAGGUCUUCACCAAGAUGCCUGCUUCCGUGAAGCCAGGAGUUGUGACUGGCCAGGCCUUGGUUGACUUGCUCAACUACGCAAAGGAGAACGAGUUCGCCAUCCCUGGCGUCAACGUUGUGAGCUCCAGCUCAGUGAAUGCUUGCAUGGAAGCAGCCAAGAAGGCUGGCGGCCCUGUGAUGGUCACCUUCUCUCGUGGUGGUGGUCAGUUCUUGGCGGGCAAGGCCGCUGACAACACCGAUGAUGCUGCCUGCAUUGCAGGCACCGUGGCUGGAGCACUUCAUGUGCGCCAAGUGGCCAAGCUCUACGGUGUGCCGGUGAUCCUUCACACCGACCACUGCCAGAAGUCUUGGUUGCCAUGGUUCGAUGGCCUCAUUGAGGCCAGCGAGGAGUACUUUGAGAAGAACGGUGAGCCUCUCUUCUCUUCCCACAUGUUGGACCUGUCAGAGGAAUCUUUGGAGGACAACAUCUCCAUUUGCAAGAAGUACUUGGAGCGCAUGGCCAAGAUCAACCUUUUGUUGGAGAUGGAGCUUGGUGUGACUGGUGGUGAGGAGGAUGGUGUGGACAACACCGAUGUGGACUCCUCUCGUUUGUACACACAGCCUGAGGAGGUUUGGCAGGUCUAUGAAGAGCUUUCUUCCGUGCCCAAUGGCAACUUCACCGUGGCCGCUGCUUUCGGCAACGUGCACGGAGUCUAUGCCCCUGGCAACGUGAGCCUGAAGCCAGUGAUCCUGCACAACACCCAAGAAUACAUCAAGGAGAAGUUGGGAUGCGAGAGCGACAAGCCAGUGUCUUUCGUCUUCCAUGGUGGCUCUGGUUCCUCCCUGGAGGAUAUCCGUUACGCCAUUGAGGCCGGAGUUGUGAAGAUGAACAUUGACACUGACACUCAGUGGGCCUUCUGGGAUGGCAUGAACGAGUACCAGAAGAAGAACAAGGACUACUUGCAGGCCCAGAUCGGAAAUCCUGAGGGAGCCGAGAAGCCCAACAAGAAGUACUAUGAUCCUCGUAUGUCUCUCCGCAGUGGUGAAGAGUUUAUGGCUGAGCGCCUGGUGAAGUGCAUGGAGGCCUCAGAGGCUGAAUUGCAGCGAGUCUCCACCAGCAUUGAGGAGUUAGCACAGAACCUGCCGCCCAAGUUCAAGAACCAUACCAGGACAGCUGCACCCUACUUGGCCUUUGCCUGGAUUCACUUCUUGAUGGGAUUACCAUAUGUCGUGAAGGGCUUCAAGAAGGUUCAGGAAGGCAUUAGCCUGAUUCCAGAGAAGAUCUUUUGGGCCAUUCUUAGUUUCCUGGUCUGUUUCUUCGGCGGCAUUUUCCCGGCCACCAUCGCCGCUGCCGAGGCCUGGAAUCUCUGCGGUGGUCCUGAGGUGUGGGAUCAGACCAAGAUUCUCAUGCACGAAUUCGCGAAGGUCGUGGAAGCCACCAAAGAGGAUGGCAAGGAGGAUAAAGACCAACAGGAAGCCUUGACGCCCCAGCAGGUCAUCCAGAAGAAGAUGAUCAUCGCCCUUCAGGUCAUGGAACCUGAGAAGGUGAGCAAUUCCUUGUCAUGCAUCUACAUUUGCUGGAUCGGUGUGGUGGGUGUGCUCCGCUUGCAGUUUGCUCGGACCAUCACCCUUGGGGAGGUGAUCGGAGCCAAAGUUUAUAAGCCCGUGCGGAAACUGGAGCCUGCCAUCGAAUCGGUGAUCCCAGAGGACUAUCAGAAGUGGGUUCCAGUCGUCACCCGCUGGACCUGCAAAGCUGUGGCCAUUUCAAUGGCAUGGUGGAUUCAGCGGAUCAUCUCUGCCGUGCAUUCGGCCAUCCGCGGCGGCAUGAUCUUCGGGGAAUACCUGGUGGACUUUCUGCACGAGAAGGGCUUCUUGGUGGUCGAGCAUAGAGACACCUACAUGGACGAGGCUAUUGGCUGGUCCAUCGCUGCGCUGGGCUUUAUCACACAGCUCUUCUUAGGGUUCCAACUGCCCUUGAUCCUAAACCUGGUGCUAUGGCCCGUGCAAUUGCUGGAAGCCUUCAUCGUUUGGACCGUGAGCAGCUGA
Cladocopium goreaui is the source of this 4230-nucleotide messenger RNA. The record is from the annotation of a GenBank genome assembly. NCBI's taxonomy places the organism in Eukaryota, Dinophyceae, Suessiales, Symbiodiniaceae.